AUGACGAUCCCUCUCCUCCACCACAACCCUGCCAUCUUUCCUUCUCCGGAAACCUUCAGUCCGUCACGCUGGCUCGCCAACCCUGCGCUAGAUAAGUAUCUUUUUGCAUUCUCGAAAGGGCCGAGAGGCUGCGUGGGUCUGAAUCUAGCUUGGGCACAGAUGUAUUUGGUCAUCGCGGCGCUCGCUGGAAGGUAUUCGGUAGAGGCAGACGGGGGAGAAGUGCCGAGGAUGAAGCUUUGGAAGACAGGUGUGGACGAUGUUUUGCUGAAGCAUGACUUUUACGUUCCUGGCCAAACAGAGGAGACAGUGAAGAAGGGAAUUUGUGUUGUGGUUUCGGGGUAG
Messenger RNA from Cadophora gregata, 342 nucleotides. RefSeq lists its product as uncharacterized. Bases 1 to 342 code for a protein of 113 amino acids. The record is from RefSeq and is a predicted model, not a curated record. Lineage: Eukaryota; Fungi; Ascomycota; Leotiomycetes; Helotiales; Ploettnerulaceae. Gene Ontology annotation, molecular function: heme binding; oxidoreductase activity, acting on paired donors, with incorporation or reduction of molecular oxygen; monooxygenase activity. The transcript has a single exon.